AUGUCCUUAACGAAUUUAAACUUCACCACCAUAUGUAUACUUGCAAUUAUCUUUCGUUUAGUAUUGCUGGCAUACGGCGAAUGGCAGGAUGAACAUAUGCGAGUUAAAUAUACGGAUAUAGACUAUAGAGUCUUUUCUGAUGCGGCGCGUUUUGUUACCCUGGGCGAAAGCCCAUACAAACGAUCAACCUAUCGGUAUACACCCCUCCUCGCCUUCUUGUUAACACCAAAUGUAUAUAUUCACAAGUCUUUCGGUAAGAUCGUGUUUGUCCUUGCGGAUAUAAUCGUUGGAGUUCUGAUACAUCGAUUACUUUGUCUAAGAGGUUUGGACGAGAGAAAGGCAGCGCAACAUUCUGCAUUAUGGCUCUUGAAUCCAGUUGUAGCGAACAUUUCAACGCGUGGAAACGCGGAGUCCUUACUCGGAGCAAUGGUCUUGUUAACUUUGUAUUGGGUUCUCAUAAAAAGAUUACUUUUGGCGAGCAUCUUGUACGGACUUUCGGUUCAUUUUAAAAUAUAUCCAAUUAUUUAUAUACUUCCACUAUUGAUAUUGUUGGAUGAUGAAGAUUACAAAGGAUUGAGGAGGAAGGGCAAAGAACGGGAAUAUGAUAAAAGUUCGUGGAGGUACUGGUAUUGUAAGAUACUGAGAUUCGUGACACCGACGCGUAUCAGAUUUUCUUUAACAAGUGGAGGUGUCUUCUUCUUAUUGAAUGGAAUAAUGUAUUACUUGUAUCAACAGGAAUUUGUGAACGAAACCUAUCUCUACCAUUUGACGCGUAAAGAUCCUCGACACAAUUUUUCUAUAUGGUUCUACUAUAUUUAUCUCACGUUUGACAUCUCUAAGGGCUCGAUUUUGGGUCUACUUCCUUUUCUGCCACAAUUUGGCAUCGUCUCUCUUCUUGGAAUCAUAUUCGGAAAGGACAUACUUUUUGCUUGUUUCAUUCAGACUUUUGCGUUUGUGAUGUACAACAAGGUUUGCACCUCACAAUAUUUUAUGUGGUACAUAUGUCUGUUUCCUCUCGUCGUUCAAUCGAUGAAAAUUAAUCUUAAAUGGAAAGGAUUUUCCAUGUUUCUGGCGUGGGUUAGCGGUCAGGCGAUCUGGCUUUAUCAAGCUUAUCAACUCGAAUUUCUGGGUGAAAAUACAUUUUUAGGAAUUUGGAUGGCAGGCGUGAUGUUUUUUGUGGCCAAUUUCUGGAUAUUAACGGAAUUUGUGAAACAUCAUAAUUAUGGAAAAUGUUUCGAAUUGGGUAAGAUUAAGAAAGUUUGGGAAGAGUCAAGUAGAAUUACACUGAAAGAUGAUUAA
This is a messenger RNA of Acaulospora morrowiae, 1299 nucleotides long. The record is from the annotation of a GenBank genome assembly. NCBI's taxonomy places the organism in Eukaryota, Fungi, Glomeromycota, Glomeromycetes, Diversisporales, Acaulosporaceae.